Molecule: messenger RNA, 1002 nt
Organism: Colletotrichum orchidophilum
Lineage: Eukaryota; Fungi; Ascomycota; Sordariomycetes; Glomerellales; Glomerellaceae
Product: WW domain-containing protein
Exons: 3
Coding region: 1-1002 (333 amino acids)
Molecular function (GO): protein binding
Source: RefSeq, a predicted model, not a curated record
AUGGCCGACCAAUUUGCUCCCCCGUCGGGUCCCCCGCCUCCCAAGGCCCCCGAGGUCCCUCCCGGCUGGAUCGCUCGCUGGAACGACCAGUUUUAUGUGAACCUCCACACCAAGCAAUCCCAGUGGGAUAAGCCAACGGAGCCAGCCCUCCCUCCUCCUCCCCCACCAGCAGAGGAUGGGCACCCGGGCGGCCCCCCUCCGGGUUACGCCCCGCGCCCCGGCGACCAUUCGACGCCGCCCGUCGACCAAAAGCAAAACCCCUACGAUCAUAAGGGCAACCCCUACGAGGACCAGUCUUCGACCCCGCAGCCACCCGGUGCCGGCGGCUCCAACACGAUGUCCGAGGACGAGCGCCUAGCCCGCCAGCUUCAGGCAGAGGAAGAAUCCCGCGCCCGCAGCGGCGGUGGAGGCGGUAGCCACUCUCCCAUGCCCCCGGACUACAACCCCCAGCAGCAGCAAUACCAGCAGUCGCAGUCAUCGUUCCCCGACCAGCUCCCACCCCGCGCACAGGAGACAAGAGGAAAGAGCUCCGGCGGGUUCCUGGGCAAGCUGCUUGGCAAGGCCAAGACGGGAGGUAUGGGUGGCUCUAGCCCCGCGCAGCCGCAGUACGGAGGAUAUCCCCAGCAGCAAGGAUACGGCGGCUACCCGCCUCAGCAAGGCUAUGGUGGUUAUCCCCCGCAGCAGCAAUAUGGCGGCUACCCGCCUCAGCAAGGGUACGGGGGCUACCCUCCACAGCAGGGUUAUGGAGGAUAUCCUCAGCAGCAGGGCUACGGCCGCGGAAUGGGCGGAAUGGGCGGAAUGGGUGGCGGCCGGAAACCCGGCGGCGGCGGCAUGGGCAUGGCGGGCGGUCUCGCACUCGGAGCCGGUGCCGGUCUGCUUGGUGGCGCGCUGAUUGCGGAUCAUAUCAAUGAUGAGCAGCAGGAGGCGUAUGCUGAGGGAUACAACGAUGGAAAUGAUGGAGAUGACUAUGGUGGUGGUGACGACUUUGGCGGCGACUUCUGA